This is a messenger RNA of Myotis myotis, 1654 nucleotides long. RefSeq names its product exo/endonuclease G (gene EXOG). Bases 43 to 1149 code for a protein of 368 amino acids. Gene Ontology annotation, biological process: apoptotic DNA fragmentation. Lineage: Eukaryota; Metazoa; Chordata; Mammalia; Chiroptera; Vespertilionidae. The record is from RefSeq and is a predicted model, not a curated record. Gene Ontology annotation, cellular component: mitochondrial inner membrane; nucleus. Gene Ontology annotation, molecular function: metal ion binding; RNA endonuclease activity; single-stranded DNA endonuclease activity. The transcript has 6 exons.
AAAGCCGUGUGCGCGUGCGUGCAGCCCCGGGCCGCGGCAACGAUGGCUGCCAAAAGUUUUGCAGCCCGGCUCGCUCGCUCUCGGCGCUUUUUCAGCGGCUUCGUGGCCGGAGCUGUGGUGGGCGCCGCGGGAGCCGGGCUCACGGCCUGGCAGUUCCUCCGGAGUCAGGGCACUGAGGCUGCGUUGGCGGCGAGGGAGCCGGGAGGUUCUGCAGAAAAGGCUCUCUUGGGACAGUUUGGGUUUCCUCUAACUGGAACGGAGACGAGGUGUUACACUAACCAUGCCUUGUCUUACGACCAGUCGAAGCGGGUGCCUAGAUGGGUUCUUGAGCAUAUAUCCAAAAGCAAGAUCAUGGGUGCUGCAGACAGAAGGAACUGUAAAUUCAAGCCUGAUCCCAACAUCCCUCCAGCCUUCAGUGCCUUGAACAAGGACUACAUUGGAAGUGGGUGGUCACGAGGACACAUGGCUCCAGCGGGAAAUAACAAGUUUUCAUCUAAAGCCAUGGCUGAAACCUUCUACCUUUCUAAUAUUGUGCCUCAGAAUUUUGAUAAUAAUGCUGGAUAUUGGAACAGAAUAGAAAUGUACUGUCGAGAACUGACAGAGAGGUUUGACGAUGUUUGGAUUGUAUCUGGACCGUUGACCUUACCUCAGACUGGAAGUGAUGGAAAGAAGAUAGUUAGUUACCAGGUGAUCGGUGAGGACAACGUGGCGGUCCCCUCACACCUUUAUAAGGUGAUCCUGGCUCGCAGAAGCCCAGAGUCGACGGAACCGCUGGCACUAGGGGCCUUCGUGGUGCCCAAUGAAGCCAUUGGCUUCCAACCUCAACUCAGUGAAUUCCAAGUGAGCCUUCAGGACCUGGAGAGAUUGUCGGGACUGGUGUUUUUCCCUCAUUUGGACAGAACGAAUGGUAUCAGGAAUAUCUGUUCUGUGGAUACCUGCAAGCUCCUGGAUUUCCAGGAGUUCACUCUGUACCUGAGCACAAGAAAGGUUGAGGGAGCCCGAUCGGUCCCCAGACUGGAAAAGAUCAUGGAGAACCUGAAGAACGCAGGGAUUGAGCCCGAUGAUUAUUUCAUGACCUGCUAUGAGAGGAAACUGGAAGAACUCAAAGCUAAGGAGCAGGCAGGACUCCCGGAGAGAAAGCCGUCCUAGUGUUCACCUCGGAGUGUGGUGUUACUGCAGUGAGACACAUGCCCUCUUCAGGCUCAUGUAUUUGAGAGGCUUGCUUCUUUGAAAAAAUGAUGGAAUCCUAAAUUUAGGACUAAACUCCCUAAAAGACGAAAGAGCUAAACCUUUUUGGUUAGUAUUUUAUUUGAUGUGGAACUAACUUAAAGGAACUGCAACACCUGUUGAUCCGGGUCAGCCGGAGGACUGUGUGUGAGAUGGCGAGAUCGUGCCCCUCGGAGUGUUCUGUAUGGGAAGCAUCUUACCUUCUCGUCUCCGGGUCCACAGUCUCUCAUGCAUCAGCUCGGCGCUCUUGGAACCCAGCGUUGUGCUGCGUUUUCCUUCUUAGGACCUGAGUGGGUCUUAGAGAAGCUGUUGGAGUGCCUCUGUGUUACCCUGUCGACAGGAUGACGCUGGGCAGGGCAGAAGCAGAUUUACGGUUGUUCAUACAAUAAUGUAAUAAUAAUACAGAUAAACUUUCGCAUACUCACAA